Messenger RNA from Necator americanus (New World hookworm), 1251 nucleotides. RefSeq lists its product as uncharacterized. Bases 1 to 1251 code for a protein of 416 amino acids. The transcript has 10 exons. The record is from RefSeq and is a predicted model, not a curated record. NCBI's taxonomy places the organism in Eukaryota, Metazoa, Nematoda, Chromadorea, Rhabditida, Ancylostomatidae.
AUGUGUGCAAGACACCGAAUCGCUAUGGUGUCUAUGGAAGAAGAGGAACAGUUGCGUGAUUUAUUCCGUGACAAUACAUCAACACCAGAAACUAACCGAUCCAUUGAUGUUUUAUGCGCAAAUUGUGUUUCACCUCAGGAGCCCAUUGCGUGUCUUCGCUCUGGACUUAUUGCUUUGGCUGGUAUCAUAACAGCAAUGGUGGCUUUAACAAGGAUUAUUCAUCUUCAUGCAACGUCACCAUCACAUCUUCGUCUCCUUUUAUUUUAUAUUUUAUGCGUUCAUUGUAUUGCUGGUUCAUUUGAAUGGCUUUUGGGUUGGACAACACAGUUGUCGCUCUUCAUUAGUUAUGCAAAAGCACUCGAACUUCUUCUUAUAUGUUAUUUCUAUUUGGAUGUAGCAUCUAAAAUGAUGCAUUGGAGCUCAAUAGCUGGUAAAAGACUGUGUUUUUCGGCGCUGUUCCUCAUGUUCACUUAUUUCACCUUAUUUUUGAUUGUUGGCUUUCUUAUUUCGAUAGAACCAUGGAGAGAUUGUCACGCUCCCUAUUGGAUAUGGUUCUCCGCUGGAGAAUUUAUAAUGGUUCAACUUAUGGUUGGCUCAUUCUUCUUGAUUCUACAACGAAUGAGCCGAAUAUCUGCAGCUCCUAAUAUACGCGCAAAUCAGCGGCGUGACUUGUUUAGUCUAUUCUGGACGUUCGAGACAUCCACUUUAGCCGAUCUCGGCUACCAUGUGAGCUUAUUUUGUCUCGCCGACGAUAGAAGAGGUUGCAGUGGAGUAUUUGAUCAUGAUCAAUUACGCUAUUCAUUGUUAAAGUUUCCAUAUGACAUUGUUUCUUUUUUGAUGCCCGUUUGGGCAAUUCUUUACGUGUUUCGGACUACUACGAAACCAAAUGCCUACAACGACGAUUCCACGGAGUCGCUCUAUCCAUCAUACGGUUCGUCAACAUCGUCCAUUGCUGAUGUUGUUGUAGUGAGGAAUUGGCGACGUCGCUAUCGUCCCCUUACCCAACCGUCACAAAACGACCGCCCAAUUUUGUCUGGACGUCGCACACGACCUUCCGUAGGAAGUUGCCCUGGACGCCUUCGGCCGGUGAGUUCCGCACCAACGAUGGUAGCAGGGCGACGCAUGUCGACUUCACGGAGUCUGGUAAGCAGUCCUUUGUAUUCAAUACCGGAAGAACUGGGAAAUCAUGAUCGUGGAGCUUUGGUGGAUUCUAUUGAUAGAUUAUCAAUAACACCAUUACCAGAUGAGUAG